Molecule: messenger RNA, 4632 nt
Organism: Megalopta genalis
Lineage: Eukaryota; Metazoa; Arthropoda; Insecta; Hymenoptera; Halictidae
Product: 5-oxoprolinase
Biological process (GO): glutathione metabolic process
Cellular component (GO): cytosol
Molecular function (GO): 5-oxoprolinase (ATP-hydrolyzing) activity
Source: RefSeq, a predicted model, not a curated record
CUUAUGGGAAAAUCCAUACUAUCCAUGGUAGCAGUAACUCUCAAACGUUCCCUUCAAGUAAGCGUAACUCGCAGGCGACAAAUUACGCGUCAGAUCGCGGUUUCCAUCGAAUCCAGUGAAAUCGCAAAUUCUCUGUUAUCGAGGAAGACGAUUAAACAAGAAGCGGAAGAGUUGCAACGCUGCGCGAUGGGUUGAGAACCUCGAAGAAUUCAUGAGCCGUAACGAAACGGUUACGCAACGGCCACCGUCUCUAAAUAAAUGGAAUAAUACUAGAGCCUUCGAUGUGUGUCGGCUCAGUGCCGCAGCGGAGCUUGUCAUACACGGGAAUCUCGGAACAAAUAGAAAGUGUCAGGCGGCGGCGGCGAACGUAAACAGACAGACGAGCUGGCUCCGCACCGACCCGUAGAUUACUCCAAUUAUAAUCAGUAUGCAGCCAACCCAUUGAGACGAGCACUUUGCUGGUAGCCGUUCGAGGAGCAACACUCGGACUGCUCUGCUUGUCCCGGACCUGUUAUGUUCGCGUGACGCGAUACGUCAUCGAUCGUCAUCGGUCACGGUUUCCAACUACGCCGGGCAGUGCUGGCCCGAUCAGGGUCGUCGUCGUCGUCGUCGUUUACUACAGAAACGUGAGAAAUGUGUCAGGCGAAAUUUGAGUUCGCCAUAGAUCGUGGCGGCACGUUUACCGACGUGUACGCCAGGUGUCCGGGCGGCAAAGUUCGAGUGAUGAAACUGCUGUCCGUUGAUCCUGCCAAUUAUCAGGACGCGCCACGCGAAGCAAUCCGCAGGAUCCUCGAGCAGGAGACUGGACGGAAGAUCGACGGAGAGAUCGAUGCUUCGUUGAUAUCAUGGAUCCGAAUGGGAACCACCGUGGCGACGAACGCGCUGCUGGAGAGAAAAGGCGCGAACAUGGCCCUUUUGAUAAACCAGGGUCUCAGAGAUCUGAUUUUUAUUGGGAACCAAGCACGGCCGAAUAUAUUUGACCUGAAAGUGGUCACGCCGGAGGUGCUUUACAAGGAGGUCGUAGAAGUGAAAUGCAGGGCGAUACCAGCUCUGCCUGGCAGAUGCUGCUUGGACAGCAAACAAUGGCGUAGAGCGAAAGGUUCCACCGGAGAGGAUUUGUUCGUAACGCGGGAACUCGACGAGGAGAGGUUGAAGGAGGACCUGAAGCAGCUACGACGUUCUGGGAUCGAGAGUUUGGCCGUGGUCCUGGCGCACAGUUACAUGUUCGCCGAGCACGAAGUUAGAGUCGGCGAACUGGCGAGGGAUGCUGGCUUCUCCCAGGUGUCCCUAUCUCACGAAGUCAUGCCAAUGACGAGAAUCGUUCCUAGAGGCUUCACUGCUUGCGCCGAUGCGUACUUGACGCCGCACAUUAAACAAUACUUAGAGGGCUUCUCUUGCGGUUUCAAGGACAAACUGCGGGGUGUGAACGUCCUGUUCAUGCAGAGCGACGGUGGCCUGACACCAAUGAACUCAUUUAAUGGAUCUCGAGCUAUACUCUCUGGACCAGCCGGCGGCGUGGUUGGUUACGCAAUGACCACUUACGGCAAGGAAACCAAUUUGCCGGUGAUCGGUUUCGAUAUGGGAGGGACUUCGACCGACGUGAGUCGUUACGGAGGCAGCUACGAGCACGUCUACGAAAGCACCACGGCUGGCGUGACGAUCCAGGCUGCACAGUUGGACGUGAACACAGUAGCAGCAGGCGGUGGAUCGAUGCUUUUCUUUAGAUCGGGGCUCUUCGAGGUCGGGCCGAGAAGCGCGGGAGCCCAUCCUGGACCAGCUUGUUACAAGAAAAACGGUCCUCUGGCCGUGACCGACGCCAAUUUAGCUUUGGGAAGGCUGUUGCCGGAGUAUUUCCCGAAAAUAUUCGGGCCGAGGGAAAACGAACCGCUGGACAAAUCGCGGACCAUGGAGGCGUUUGAGACGCUUACCGGUCGCAUAAACGAAUUUUUAGCAAAAGAAGGCCAAAAGAAGACGAAGAUGUCAAUUGAGGAAGUGGCGAUGGGUUUCGUCAGGGUGGCGAACGAAACGAUGUGUAGGCCGAUAAGGGCUCUGACACAGGCAAAGGGCUACGACCCUUCCCGCCAUGUUUUAGCAUGUUUCGGAGGCGCAGGUGGACAACACGCGUGCGCCAUCGCACGCUCGCUCGGAAUGGACACGGUUUUCGUUCACAAGUACGCUGGAAUUUUGUCCGCUUACGGAAUGGCGUUGGCGGACGUGGUGGAAGAGGCCCAGGAGCCCAGUGCUGAAGUUUACGAGCCUGAAUCGUUUGCUCGACUGGACGAGCGAUUGGACCGUUUGACAAAGAAAGUUCGAGCUAAACUGUCGGAGCAAGGGUUCGCCGAGUCUCAGAUAAUCACGCAACCAUUUUUGCAUCUGCGUUACCACGGGACAGAUUGCGCGCUAAUGUGCACACCUAAUCGAGAAAGUACCGUCGAAGGCACGAGACACGGCGACUACCUCGCAACAUUCCUAGAAAGGUAUCAAACGGAGUUCGGUUUCACUAUGCCGAAUCGGAAGGUUCUGGUGAACGACGUCAGAGUUCGUGGAGUGGGCAAGACUGACCUCGAGGAAAACCCGGUUCUACCCUCGUCUAAGGAACCUCCGAAGAUGGAGAAGACAACCAUGGUCUACUUCGAGAACGGCUACCACGAGACAAAGGUGUUCCAAUUAGCUUCGUUGUCGCCUGGCCACACGAUCCCCGGGCCGGCGAUUAUAAUGGACAGCCUGAGCACUCUUCUGAUCGAGCCCGAUUGCACCGCAUCGAUCACUGCUCGCGGCGACGUCAAGAUUACGAUCGGUCAAGGCCUGAAGACGGAGGUCACGACCGACUUAGACGCUAUACAGCUCAGCAUUUUCUCCCACCGCUUCAUGAGUAUCGCCGAGCAGAUGGGCAGGAUUCUCCAGAGAACUUCGAUCUCCACGAACAUAAAGGAACGAUUGGACUUCUCCUGCGCCGUUUUCGGGCCGGAUGGCGGAUUAGUCUCCAACGCACCGCAUAUACCGGUUCAUCUGGGUGCCAUGCAGGAGACGGUGCAGUACCAAAUGAGGUUUUUCAAGGGCGAGUUCUCGAGGGGCGACGUCAUUCUUGCGAAUCAUCCAUCGGCGGGUGGAUCGCAUCUCCCGGAUCUCACUGUCAUAACUCCCGUAUUUUACAAGGAGGUAAAGAAGCCGGUGUUCUUCGUGGCUAGCAGAGGUCAUCAUGCUGAUAUCGGCGGAAUCACGCCUGGUUCCAUGCCACCGCAUUCCACUACGUUGCUUCAGGAAGGUGCUGCUUUCAAGAGCUUCCUGCUGGUGCACAAAGGCGUGUUCCGCGAGAAGGAACUCACUGAAGAAUUGAUGGCUCCUGGAAAGAUUCCAGGAAGUUCUGGGACCAGGAAUCUCGGCGACAAUUUCAGCGACUUGAAGGCCCAGAUUUCGGCCAAUCACAAGGGUUCAUUGCUGGUAAACGAACUGAUAGAUAUAUACGGUUUGGACGUCGUGCAAGCUUACAUGGGCCACAUUCAACAAAAUGCGGAGACUGCGGUGAGGGACAUGUUGAAAUCCUACGGGAAAAAGCUUCUGGAAGAAACCGGAAGUACCGUUGCCACUGCAGUGGAUUACAUGGACGAUGGAAGCGCCAUUCAAUUCGCUCUUCGUAUCGAUAUUGAGAAAGGCGAAGCUGUCUGUGACUUCAGCGGUACGGGGUACGAAGUCUGGGGCAAUUGCAACGCACCACGUGCCAUUACCUUCUCUGCGCUGAUUUACUGUCUGAGGUGUAUCGUUGGUAGAGACAUUCCGCUAAACCAGGGUUGUCUGAAGCCAGUCAAGGUAAUCAUCCCUAAAGGAUCACUUUUGGACCCAUCGGAAGAAGCUGCGGUGGUUGGUGGCAACGUUCUGACGUCGCAACGUGUUGUGGAUGUAAUUCUCCAAGCUUUUAAAGCUUGUGCUGCAUCACAGGGUUGCAUGAACAAUGUCACAUUGGGCACAGAAGAGUGGGGAUACUAUGAAACUGUCGCUGGAGGCAGCGGGGCUGGACCAACCUGGGAUGGCAGAGGGGGAGUUCACACUCACAUGACCAAUACCAGGAUUACCGAUCUAGAAAUACUGGAACUUCGGUACCCUGUCAUUCUGAAUAAAUUCUCUCUACGUCCCGGAAGUGGAGGCAAUGGUGCCCAUCGCGGUGGCGAUGGUGUUAUCCGAGAAAUGAAAUUUAGGGCGCCGAUGACGCUAUCGGUGCUGACAGAGAGAAGGGUGCAAAGCCCUCCUGGCUUAGCAGGGGGAUUUCCGGGCAAGUCUGGGAGGAACACAUUGAGAAGAGCCGACGGUAGAAAGAUCAACUUGGGUCCGAAGACUGCGGUGACAGUCUGUCCAGGGGACACGUUUAUUCUGGAAAGUCCUGGCGGGGGAGGUUAUGGUUUACCUGGUGCAGAAACUUCAUUAAUAAAAGAAAACAAUGAAGAAUUCAUCGAAAGAGGAAGCGUGUUUGAGUAUCGGAAAGCUCAAGAGUCUGUUUAGCUUUUAUGUUUUAUUAUACUAUGCGGGUAUUUCACUAUCAGGAUGAAUGAAAACAAAAUAUUAUAGAAACUUGUAACGUUUUAAGCUUUGUCAAUGAAACGUUAUGUCAAGGGUAUGAAAAACGUCUACACUUACAAA